CUCCCCGCCUCGCGCUCCCUCUGCCUCCCCUCCGUGCCAGACAAGAUGGCGGCGGCGGGGCCAGCAGCGUGAGGCGCGCUGAGGAGACGCCGAGUCCCCCCCGUCCUCCCCGAGAGGGGAGGCGCCGCCAUGGCGGUGAACAGCGCGCAGUACAUCUUUGGGGAAUUCAGCCCCCAAGAAUUUAAUGAUUUCUUUGUGACUCCUCGCUGCUCCGUUGAGCUGCCUCCCUACAAUGAAACCAUUUCAUGUGGUCUGAAGUCCACAGGAGAGCUGCAUGACGGGGAAGAUUAUAAGAGAAUUGAAUUUGGUGUGAACGAAGUUAUUGAGGCAGAUUUGACUGUGCAGAACAACGACUACAGUAUUUCGAGUACUCUGAAUCCUCAGGCGCCAGAGUUCAUUCUUGGUUGCGCACCUACCCAGAAAACGCCCAAUGAUGUACUCAACGAAGCCAACUAUGAUUCUGUUGACUGCCCGUUCACCGAUCCUGCCCUCGCUUUGGAUGGCGGUUCUAAUGCAGAGAACGACGGCUUACCCGGAAGCCUCGGGCAAAGAGAGCGCAAAAAGAAGAAGAAACGACCCCCUGGAUAUUACAGUUAUUUGGAAGAUGUCAGUGAUGGCAUGGUUCCAGCUGAGGCUUUGGUUAAUGGACAUGCAAAUUCAUCGGGACUUAAUAGCAUGAGCACAGAUGAUGUGGAACUUACAGGUGACCUGCCGUCGGUCGCCCCAAGGACUUGUAGCAGCCCUGAAAAUUCGGUGGACUUCUCUAGUGAAGCUGUGUCCGACGAUUUGCUUUCUAGUGCGCUAGAUACUACCAGGACUGCAGGGCAGCCUGAAAUAUGCAGUGUUACUAAUUUGGAACAGUCUUGCUCCCCUUCUGAACCCGGAAGGGAUAGCCCAUUAAGGACAGCUGUUGUACAGCCUUAUGCUGGUACUGAUACUACUGAAAACCUUGGCGUUACUAAUGGACAAACACUUGAAUCCUCUAGCGAGGGCACAGCUGCCAAUGGAGUAGAUUUGCAUGCUGUGGAAAGCACUGACUCAGACCAAGCUAAGGCCGAGGACUCUUCAUCUACUACUGAGACAGCCCCCCCUAUUUCAGGAUCAGUGGCAGUUAAUCAGCCUGCAAAAUCGUGGGCUAGUCUUUUUCAUAAUUCCAAGCCCUCGGUUUCCACACCUGUGGCUUAUGUGGAAACGAAAUGUACCCCUCCUGCCACGUCUCCCGUGGUUCCCGAGAAACAGGCUGAAGUCAAAGAGGGGCCUGUUCCGGUUUCAGAGGAUCCCGUAGCGAUUAAGAUUGCAGAGUUGCUGGAAAAUGUAAAGCUAAUACAUAAACCAGUCUCAUUGCAACCACGAGGGCUGAUCAAUAAAGGAAACUGGUGUUACAUCAACGCUACACUGCAAGCUUUGGUUGCUUGCCCUCCUAUGUAUCACCUGAUGAAGUCCAUUCCAAUGUAUUCGAAAUCGCAGCGGCCAUGCACGUCAACACCAAUGAUAGACAGCUUUGUUCGCUUGAUGAAUGAGUUUACAAACAUGCCGGUUCCUCCUAAGGCAAAACAAGCUUUAGGUGAUAAAAUUGCCAGGGAUAUCAGGCCUGGAGCUGCCUUUGAACCCACAUACAUUUAUAGGUUGCUGACAGUUAUCAAGUCGAGUCUGUCAGAAAAGGUCGGUGGUGCAACCGUGUGCCGGGCUCAAGCUUUUGAGGCUGAACUAGUUUGUGAACCUCCCAGAAGGAUGGCUGUUCUAAACACUCAAACAUUUAUUCAGGGCAGGCAAGAAGAUGCAGAAGAGUAUCUGGGAUUUAUUCUAAAUGGCCUACAUGAGGAAAUGUUGAUUCUGAAGAAACUGCUGUCUCCACAGAGUGAAAAACUUCUGGUUUCCAACGGCCCAGAAACAGCCCCUGUACACGAAGAAGAGGAACAGGAGGAGGAAGGCGAAGGCAGCGAGGAUGAAUGGGAACAAGUUGGACCACGCAACAAAUCCUCCGUUACUCGGCAGGCUGAUUUUGUUCAGACACCAAUUACUGAUAUAUUUGGUGGUCACAUAAGAUCUGUGGUUUAUCAACAGAGUUCGAAGGAGUCUGCAACUCUGCAGCCAUUUUUCACUCUGCAGUUGGAUAUCCAGUCUGAGAAGAUACACACAGUCCAGGAUGCUCUGGAAAGUUUGGUGGCUAGAGAGUCUGUCCAAGGUUACACCACUAAAACCAAGCAGGAGGUGGAGAUCAGUCGAAGAGUGACACUCGAGGAGCUCCCUCCCGUUCUUGUCCUGCAUCUCAAGCGUUUUGUCUAUGAGAAGACCGGGGGGUGCCAGAAGCUCAUCAAAAAUAUCGAAUAUCCUGUUGACCUGGAAAUAAGUAAAGAGCUGUUGUCUCCAGGUGUCAAAAGCAAGAUUUUUAAAGUCCAAAGAACCUACCGGCUCUUUGCAGUUGUGUACCACCAUGGAAACAGCGCGACAGGCGGACAUUACACUACAGACGUCUUCCAGAUUGGUCUAAACGGCUGGUUACGCAUAGAUGACCAGGCUGUCAAAGUGAUUACUCAGUAUCAGGUGGUGAAGCCGUCUGCCGAUCGCACAGCCUACCUCCUGUAUUACCGCCGAGUUGACCUGCUUUGAAACCUCCCAUUUUCUGCUGUGUUUGCGAGAUUACCUGCUUUCUAGAACGCCAACUCUCUCUAACUCUUCUAUUCCUCUUUCUCAAUUACUCUUCUGGGUGAAUCCCUUCUCCCUACCCCCCCCCCCCUUCUCUUCCUCCCCCCCACAACCAUGGGAUAGAGUGAAAGGGAAAAAAACUACCUUGGGGCUUGUGUUGGCUGAUUGACUUUGCCGAUUGAAGUCUUGAGUUCGAAAGACUCAAGUCUCACCAAUCACACACACACACAAGUUUUUUUUUUGCGUGAAUGCUGAAUCCUAAGAGAUUAAAACGGGAUUUGCAAAGCGAUCCCCACUUUCUAAUUGCAUAGUUGAGCAGCAGCCCUGCACCAGCAACAGAACUUGUAGAUUUCUGUGAAAAGAAGUUUUAUCUUUACUUAAAUAAAAAAAACUAAAAAAAAAUUCCUCUCAACCUCCUCCCCGCCCCGACUAGUUUUUGAUAAAUGGUAAAAAAAAUAUGAGCCAGUGUAUAUCAAGGGAAAAAAAUGGUCCUUUUAAAAAAAAGUAUAUAAAAGAAGAAAUAUCCUACAAAAAAAAAAACGUAUGACAGAGUUGCUGGUUCCUGAUAGGAAAGAAAUACACAUUUUAAUAAUUGUGCAAUGAGGAAAACUGCUUACACAUUGCAGAUCGAAAUACUUGGAGUUAAGAUGUUAGUCUAUAUAGAUGGGUGAUUGUAACUUUAUUGCUAUUAAGAGAUUUCAAAACUGCAUUUAUGCUUCUGUGUACAUGGGAUUUUAAAACACACACACACACACACAAAGGGCAAGAUGAUGACAGUUGAUAUUUCUUUCGGGUCUGCUUUGUUUAAUUAUGCCGUCUGCUCUCCUAUAAUGUUGAGUUUCCUAAGUGUACACAGUCUAGUGAUAUCUAGGAGUAUAAAGUUGUCGCCCAUCAAUAAAAAAAAGAGUCACAAUGUU
Molecule: messenger RNA, 3563 nt
Organism: Sphaerodactylus townsendi
Lineage: Eukaryota; Metazoa; Chordata; Lepidosauria; Squamata; Sphaerodactylidae
Gene: USP10
Product: ubiquitin specific peptidase 10
Exons: 14
Coding region: 130-2610 (826 amino acids)
Biological process (GO): protein deubiquitination; regulation of autophagy; DNA damage response, signal transduction by p53 class mediator
Cellular component (GO): early endosome; nucleus; cytosol
Molecular function (GO): cysteine-type endopeptidase activity; cysteine-type deubiquitinase activity
Source: RefSeq, a predicted model, not a curated record